AUGCCCUCUUCACUAAAAUUUCUCGUUUAUUUUGUUACAUUUUUAAGUUUAUGUCAAACAUGCUAUACUAUAAGAGAGUACAACAAGGAGGAUAUUUUAAAAUUACGGGAAGAAGUCAGAGAAAUGUUUCAGCAUGCUUAUGAUAGUUAUUUAAAAUAUGCAUACCCUUAUGAUGAACUACGUCCUCUGAGCUGUGAUGGUGUUGAUACUUGGGGCAGCUACUCUCUUACCCUUAUUGAUGCUCUGGACAUGCUAGUUAUAAUGGGAAACUAUACUGAGUUCAACAGAGUGGUAGAUAUUGUGUUAGAACGAAAAGACUUUGAUACAGAUAUUAAUGUGUCUGUGUUCGAAACAAAUAUCAGAAUAAUAGGAGGUCUGUUAAGUGCUCAUCUUCUGUCUCAUAAAUCUGGUAUGAAAUUAGAGCCAGGUUGGCCCUGUAAUGGACCACUGCUAAGAUUAGCUGAAGACGUAGCCCAAAGGCUAAUAGCUGCAUUUGACACCACUACAGGUAUGCCAUAUGGAACAAUUAAUUUACGAUCUGGUGUGCCACCUGGAGAAACAAGCAUAACUUGCACAGCAGGAGUGGGUACUUUUAUUAUAGAAUUUGGGACUUUAAGUAGACUGACUGGUGACCCAUUAUAUGAAGAGGUAGCAUAUAAUGCGUUGAAAGCAUUAUAUCACCACAGAUCACCUAUUGGACUUGUGGGGAACCAUAUAGAUGUGAUGACAGGUCGUUGGACUGCCCAAGAUGCUGGUAUUGGUGGAGGAGUUGAUUCCUAUUUUGAAUAUUUAGUCAAAGGUGCCAUAUUGUUAGAAAGGCCAGAACUUAUGUCCAUGUUUACCGAGGCCCGUUCUGUUAUUGACAAAUAUCUAAAGAAAGAUGAUUGGUAUGUAUGGGCCACUAUGUUGCGAGGACAUGUCACAUUACCAGUGUUCCAGUCCCUUGAGUCGUACUGGCCUGGUGUCCUCAGUUUGAUUGGUGAAAGCGAUACAGCUAUGCGUAUAAUACAUAAUUACCACAGUGUAUGGAAACAGUAUGGUUUUACUCCAGAAGUAUAUAACCUGGGCACAGGAGAGGCUUCCUCGUCCCGCGAAAGCUACCCGCUUAGACCUGAACUCAUUGAAUCGAUCAUGUACUUGUAUAGAGACACUCGAGAUCCUAUAUUGUUGCAAAUGGGCGAAGAUAUUUUGAGAAGUAUCCAGCACAGUGCAAGGACACCCUGCGGUUAUGCCACCGCUGGUUAUAGGAACCACAUUAAAGAUGUACGAGAUCAUCGUAAGGAAGAUAGAAUGGAGUCGUUCUUCCUCGCUGAAACUACAAAGUAUUUGUACUUGUUGUUUGAUCCCGAUAACUUUAUUCACAAUCCUGGCGUUCACGGUACUGUCAUAGAUACGCCUAACGGUGAAUGUAUUGUAGAUGUUGGAGGUUACAUCUUCAAUACAGAGGCUCAUCCUAUCGACCCUACCAUGCUGUAUUGCUGCCAUGAAGCAAGACAAGGAAUGAACAUUAGCGAGGUCCAUAGAGUAUAUCAAAUGUUAGAAGAGGAAGACAAUAUUCACUUCAUGACAAUGAUAGAUUCGACUGUAAAAAAUAACAAAACUGAAACUGAUAAUAAUAGCAAUAUGAGUGCUCCACAAGAGGAAAUGCAAAAGGAUGAAGAUAAAGAUCAAGUUUUUAUUAAAACUGAAACAAGAACUGGUUAUGUUAAUAUUGACGGAACAGAAAGAGAGAAAACUAAGAAUGAAACAACUUUAAGCGAGCUUUUGAAGGAACGGAUAAGCAAUUUUUAUAAUAAAUCUGAUAUCAUUGACAAAGAAUCUUUGGAUUCGCCAUCUGAUAAUAAUACAGACAAGAAAGUGGAGGUAGACGACAUUAUAAUUGCGCAACCGCCGCAAGAGGAGAAAUUAGAAUUACCCAGUACAGCGCGAGCGAAGGAAACUAUGAGACUAUUACCUAAAGUCAUUCAAGAUUUUUUAAAUAAUGAUUGGAAGAAGAAGCCUAAGUGUGAACCGCAACAUAUGCUAGAAAGAAUAAGAAGAGAAAAGAGAUACCCAGAUCAUUUAGAUGUAGACAAAUAUGAGCUUUUGUUGACGCCAGCGCCAUCUUUCCUACAACGAAUAUCAUUGGCGGGCGAGUUUCUAAACAAGAAACAAUUAGAGGUGUAG
Molecule: messenger RNA, 2166 nt
Organism: Leptosia nina
Lineage: Eukaryota; Metazoa; Arthropoda; Insecta; Lepidoptera; Pieridae
Source: the annotation of a GenBank genome assembly